Messenger RNA from Klebsormidium nitens, 447 nucleotides. The record is from the annotation of a GenBank genome assembly. Lineage: Eukaryota; Viridiplantae; Streptophyta; Klebsormidiophyceae; Klebsormidiales; Klebsormidiaceae.
AUGAUCAUUGUGCAGAAUCUCCACACUGGAGUCGUGGACGGGCACUGGGACGGCAUCUCUCAUGCCAGCCUCGAGAAGAUGCUGGGGAACAAGUGGAAAUUUGAGUCCAUUCGACUGAACCCAAAAGGAGGUGGACACAGGGGGCUUGCCCUCAUCAUAGUCGAGAAAAGUGUGGCUGGCUACAACCGCGCCAAGGAAAUGGCUGCUUUCUUCUCAGAAAAGGGUCAAGGGCGGGCAGACUGGGAACGGCUGCGCCCCAAGCUUGAAGUGAACGGAAGGAGGUUCCUCUGCAAAUCCGAGGGGACGUUGCAGAGGAAGCUGCCGGCUGGGCCAAGCACACGGAGGGCCUUGUGGAGGAGGACGGCACGCGGCGGCUGUUCUGUUUCCUCUCCCAAGCAGCUGACCUUCAAGAGCGAGGCUUGUUCCCACAGACAAAAAGAGGCGUGA